CUCGAGGAUGCGGCGGUUUCCAAUCGACGUGAAGGGGAAGGCGUUAUAUUUCAGGCAAAGGGGGUAGGGACAGCGCCUUGUAAGUAUAUACCUACCCCGGCAUCGCACCGAUACCCCCUUCCUGCUCUCUGUCAAGGUUCGCACGACAUCUCACCCCCCUUCAGGGUGAGAUGAGUUCCGCCCUCGCGCGACAAGCAAACCCCACUGGCACCCUGUCUCGACGAGCCGACCCCCCUCCCCGAUUCUGGGCGGCCUCUCAUCCGCCCUCAGCGCACCCCACGACGAGUUAGCAGGACCCCUCCCCCUCACACCAACCGCACACCCCCGCGGGAUAUGAGCGCGCACCUGUGGCGCGUCUACCCCCACGAGACAGGCCCCCUCCUCGCCGAAAUUCGACACCCCUCCCGCUCAGAGACGAGGGGCCGAGUCAGUCAGUCUCUUCUUCAGUUGGGCGCACGCCAGAUAGACCCCUCCCCCUCUGACUCGCCGCACGUCGCUCCCCCCGCCCCCUUCUCUCGCCCGUUCGGGAAGCCCCCACCCAUCGACUCGCCCGCGCUCUGCCCAUCUCAUCGCGCACCCAAUCCUAGUCCCCUAGUCGCCCCUCGCCCCUCCCCUCCUCGACUCAGCAGCCCCCCUUCGCUUCUAAUACCCCCCACCGCCGAGCCCGCGCGCGAGCAAGAGUAAAUGCGCACCUUUCCAGUCGCGAAUACCUGCGCGGGACCCCCUCCUCUCGCCCAAAAUUGAGGGCGGCGUUGAUUUCGAGGGCGCGCGCUCGAGUCCACGGACACCAGGUCAAAAAAGACUUCCUUCCCGAGGGAAACACCCCUCCCUCUGCUCCCCCCACCCUUCCCCGAAGGCGCCGUCCAAGGGGGCCUCUCCAUUUCCCCCACCCUCCCUCGCGAAAGCGCCGUCGAAGGGGGCCUCUCCAUCUCCCCCACCCCCUUCGCUGCUAUCCUUCUCGGCGUGCCCUUCGCUCAAAAGGGGGUAUGUCCGCAUGCCGAACCUUGAAUCUCUUGACGAAGCACAUCUUGGCCGAUGUG
Molecule: messenger RNA, 1040 nt
Organism: Schizophyllum commune H4-8
Lineage: Eukaryota; Fungi; Basidiomycota; Agaricomycetes; Agaricales; Schizophyllaceae
Exons: 2
Coding region: 334-684 (116 amino acids)
Source: RefSeq, a predicted model, not a curated record